AUGCAUAUUUCGGCUGUCUCUCUUCUUGCCCUGUUUGCCGGCGCUAUGGCCGUUCCGGUAUCCGACAACAGUAACACUCUGGAAAAGCGCUGCGAGUGGAACGAUGGCCACGGGCCAAUCAGCUGUGACUAUUUCAGUAUCGUCUUUGGCGCAGAAGGACGUGAGCGCUCAGAAUUUAUAAUCAAGGGCAACAACUUCGAGCAACGAGGUUUUCCGAGAUGCGAUCCCUGGCAAGGCCAUAAUUAUCAGCCAUUUUUCAGUCCGCUGCCCUACGUGGUUAUGGUGGCUCCUGGUAAUACCUGCGAGACUAGAUUGCCUGAGGCCUGGUGGGAUGAUCUGCAUAUCAAGUAUUCCAGCACCUUCUUGAAUGCACCUACAGACACCCGCUGUGGACCGGUCGAGAACGGUUGGGGCCGCCGUUGUAUCAUUGCUCAGCGUCCUUAA
Fusarium fujikuroi IMI 58289 is the source of this 444-nucleotide messenger RNA. RefSeq lists its product as uncharacterized. The record is from RefSeq and is a predicted model, not a curated record. Bases 1 to 444 code for a protein of 147 amino acids. Lineage: Eukaryota; Fungi; Ascomycota; Sordariomycetes; Hypocreales; Nectriaceae. The transcript has 3 exons.